UACUCUUUAAAAAUGGCAGCCCGCAUAGGGAGUUCGAACUUUUAUUUGAACCUGAAGGACAGGUCACUGAAGAUUGAAGAUCGGCUAAAACUGUUGAGAUAUUCGUGGAAAUCUGGAGAUGUGUUCAUACCAAAUAAAGAACAAGUUCUUGUUGAUAUUCUGACUGGUUUUCUUAUCAACAAGAAAAAGGAACAGUUAAGUGAGGGUGACGUAGAGAGGGUAUGGGAAUGUCUGUGUGAUGUGUUAAAGACAAGGAGAGCAUCUGAACCAAACCGAUUACUUCUCCGGCAGUCCUCCAUCCAGAUGUUAUCGGAAUCCUUAUUGACUGCAAAUGACAGUUGUGGAUUUAUCUUACCUCUGGUUGGCUGUUUUGAAGCUAUUAUGAGAUCUGAUUCACUCUCUACAGUGUUUACUAUGAAACUUGACACAAUGGUUCUUGUGCUGAAAGGGUUGUGUGGAGUGUUGGCAAUUGAUUCAGUUAAAAGCGAGUCACUGGUAUCUUCAGUAGUACAUCAUACAGUUGAUCGAUUCAUCAAGGCAUUGAAAACAGCUCCUAAUCAAAACCAGAUAUUGCAGAAGAUGUGUGACUUGGUCUUACCAAAACUUAUAGGUCUGUGGUCUGCCAGACCAUCAGACUCUGCAGAGAAAAUCUCCACGGCUAUUCAGGCUGUUUUGUGCCAUAGAGAUCAUCACCAAAGCUAUGACAUUUAUUUGAAAGCAAAGCACAGUAAAUCUGGCACUCACAUCCACAAAAAGGCUAAAUACGUGGAACAUCUGUUUACAACUCUAGCAAAAUUGCUACAGACAAACCAAGAACUUCGCAGUUUGUACUUGCCUGUUGUUUUUGAAAACUACAUUGAACACAACUGCCAUAAAGGUAUCCAUCUGACAGCUCACUACUUGAUGAAAGAGCUCUGCUCUUUGACUGGUCUGCAUAGUGACAGCAACAAGCUGUCUGGUCAAGUGAAAACAUCUGUAGUAUUCAGGACUUUACAUCAGCUGCUGAAGAUUAUUCAAGGGAGAGAACUGUAUGAUCAGCACCUGGAUGAGAAAAAUGAGGCAGAACAGUUCAAGUUUUACAGACAUAUUGUACAUUUUCUGAUCACCUGUAAACAGUCAAAUGAUGAUGAAGAUAACUGUGAUGUGAUAUACUGUGACUGGUACUCCUGUCUGACAGUGUUACUACAGCUGAAUCACCAUAUUGUUGAACCAAGACUUCUGGAGAUCUUCAGCAUUGGAUGGAUUGAAACAGAGGUCAAAGAAGAAGAUACAGAAGCCUUAGACGAGAUGUUGUGUGAAUUAGUAACGAUUUACUCAAAAUUACGACAGAUACCAAAACUGAUCACAAAACUGCUUGGAACACUUUGCGUGUGUGACGGAAACACAGUUCUACAACUUACACCUAGAUUUCUGAUAUGUUAUGGUGAAGUUAUCCAGGCAUUACCACAGGGACUGAUGCUGGAUGUAUGGAAAAAAAUUGCAGCUCCACUGAAAGCCCAUUUUGCCAAUCCUGAAACUAAACAAGAUGCAGGACAUUUUCAAGGCAUCUGUCUUUUGUUUCACCACUUUCUACUGAAUGUCAAGGUUGCAGACUACACUGUUACAGAUUUAACCUUGAAAUCUGUACAAGAGUUGCUGGUUGUCAUGGAAACAGAAAUGUUAUCACCUCUAUUGAAGGAAACCAUAGACAGCAAGGAUGUGAAUAAGUUGAAGUACACAUUAUUUUUGAGUCAGGCAUGGGGUGAAGUAGUGGCUAUGUUAGCUCUGUAUACAAAGCACAGAGCUAGUGAGUUUCAGACUAAAGUGUUAGUUUCGCAUGAAGGUGAUCUUUCCUAUGUUCAUGGAUAUCUAGAGAGAAAAAAGUGGAUGAAGUUGUACAAGAUGGUGUCACAGCAUGAAGAUCCAAAUUUACUUUAUGUUUGGGAUAUGUUGAUGGUACAAAAGGUGAGGACUAUGUUAUUGUUUAGGGAUGUCAGUGAUUGGUCAGUGAUAUCUGAUACCAUGGCAACAUUCAUUACCUACUUGAAAGAUGCAGAAGUCAAGGACACAGAUGCUCCUUGGUCAGGCAGGUUGGAGGACAUUACAGCAAACAACCUGCAAACAGCAAGAUGGCAUCUGCUGUCAUCAAAUAUGGCCGCCAUUUAUACAGUUCUGUCGGAGGAGCAGUUGAAGAAUCUUGCAGACUUUAUUGUCAGAUGUGCUGUGACAUGUAAAACCACAUGUUCUGUUAAGAGCUUUAGCCUUGGAAGCAUUAGCAAGGAGUUUUUGAAGUCCGCUGUUAUGAGAGAGUCUGGUCAUCUACUGUCGUUUGUUGUCACUUCUGUUUGGAAGAAUUGUGGAAUAAUCUUCAGCAGCAGAAACCAGAAAAGCAGUCCAAAGAAAAAGAAACAUGAUGCUGUCACAACAAACAUCACAUCCCUGAUAUCUGUGAUUGGAGAUUCUGACUUAUCAUGGCCUCGGCACAUGAAUAGUGAGGGUAUGGGCAGACUGAAGGAAGCAUCUGAAGCUCUGACAAUGAUCUGGAGUAAUACAAAUACAGUACAUAUAGGGGAUCUGAGACAGCUGCAGGAAUGUGUCAAGAUCAUUCGGUGUCUCCCACUGGAACAUUUGUGGUCUUGUGAUCAAAUCAGGUGCUUGAUUGGUUUGCUGGCUGUGGAAUGUUUGACAGGUAGAUUUGAGGACCAGUUUAAGUGUGAGAGUAUUAAAGAACUGUCAUGCGACUGUAUGGAACUGUGCACAUAUAUCCUGGAAUCAUGUGGAACGGUACCAGUAUUUCAAGUGAUUGAUGCAGAGUCAUUCCUGGACUGGUUACACACACUGCUUGGGUCUUCAUCAUUAGGUAUAACAGAGUACUACAAAUGUUUAGUACUAACCGAGGUUACAAGCCAAGCUGUAGUUAGAGAAGUUGGUACAGAAGAGAAAGUAGCCUCAUUCACUGAUAAGCUGUGUAGAGAGAUGAAGAAGGAUCAAGAAACAAAUGGUUUGACCUUGACCUUAUUUCUGCUGCAGGAAAUCUGUAAGCUUUUGAGCAAACCCUUCUUGAAGGAUGAUGUCAAGGAAACAUGUAACAAGAUGUAUAACUCUGUGUCAAAGUCAGUUCUCAAAUUGUCUCCCUUGCUUGAAUCUUCAAACAGAAGCCACAAGGAGGCUGUUUUGAUGCGGACAUAUGCUGUAGUGCUAACGGCAGCACAUAAAAAUGAGAAUGUAGAGAAGGUGUUUCUAGAGAACUUUUCAGAUAUGUUUUUCUGGUGUGAGACAGUUUUGAAAAAUAUGGAAACCACAGAUGUUUACACAGUGCUGUCUGCUCUAAUAUUUCUCUAUACUGUAUCCAAACACCAUAUUCUGUUGAAGCUGCAGUUAGGCAUAGAGGAUAAGCUUAGAAUAUGGAAGUUACUUACAGCUGUGCUUAGAAAGUUACUGAGUGCACAGUCUGCUGCAUCAAUGAACAAGCCACAUUCAGAAUCAGUAUGCCAGCCUACAGUUAUUGAGAAGCAGUCUGAUUCAAGAAAACUGUCCCAGUCUGUUGAAGAAAGCCCAGAUUCCCAGUCAGAACAAGAUAAGUUGGACACAAAAUCUCGUAAAAAGAAAAGGAAGUCUGAAAGAAAAACUGCAAUACACGUCUGUGAUUCAAUUACAGGCAACACUGACUCAAAUGAUGAUAUUACUAGGCAGAUUAUGAAAAUCAAUGAAUUACUUCAAGGUUCUUUUGAAACAACUACUGAAAAUGUAUUUGGCACUGUUAGUGGCAGAGUCUUGAAUGUAGAAAAUUUGACCUUGGAAAUAGAUGAUACAGUACUGAAUCCAGCAAUGAUGAGCUCCCUUUGUAGAUCUUUGAUGUUUGAAGGUCAGCUAGAGUUUCAGAGGUCAAAGGUCAUAAGGAUGCAAGUACAGAGUGUGAUGGCAGCAUUAUUGGUGACCUUUGACCUUGAGCAAUUGAAAGAGGUCCUACAGGAACUGGUGGACAAUGUGCAUACGAGUGCACUGUACACAGACAGAGGUAGCAUACAGUCUUCAUUGUAUAUUUGGCGACAUCUUCUGAAACUAGAAUUCUCAGACGAGCAGAACAAGGUCAUCAAGUACUCCGCAAAAGAUAUGAUGUUGAAUUUCCAGUGCAUUUCUCAGCAACUGCAGCAUGUUCUAUUAGAGGAUGUGGUUGUUGAUAUUACUAUACCAAUACUACAUACACAACAACAGAUGUUAACAUCUGGACAGAAAUUUCUACCAUCACGGAGCAGCAUACUAUGUUUAUACAGUUGUUUGUACACACCACUAGGGGGCAGCACAUAUUUCCCAGCUUUCAGUGCAGUGUAUAGUGUGCUAGACACACUUCUUGUGCAUCAUGCUGAAACAGUGUUCCAGAAUAUACCAGCAUUCCUGAGCUGUGCUAAGCGAUUACUACUGUCUGUGGUAGAGCAGUCUAACCAGGACAAGAUCUCUCAGCUACCUGAGGUCAUCAAACAACUUAUGGCAUGUGCCUAUCAGAUGGAAAGGCUGUUUUCUUGUAUAUCCAGUCACAAGGUGGAGUUUGGCAAGGUGGCCAUGUAUGUUGUAUCGGACUAUGUUACAGCUGUACAGAAAGUUACACUCCUUCCUGCCAUCAAAAGGGCUCUGGUACCUGCUGUAUACAAGAUGUUGGACUUGUGUGAUAAACACGCGAUAUCACAGCUACAUGUAGUGCUCAGUCAUGGUGUUACGGAGGUGUUCAGACUGCUGUACAAAGAAUAUACCAAGUUCCAUAAAUACCAGGGGAAAAUAUAGUUACACUUAGUGCUCAGUCAUGGUGUGACAGAGGUGUUCAGGCUGCUGUACAAUAUAUACCAAGUUCCACAAAUACCAGGGGAAAUGUAGCUUGAUACUGUUCAGUGGGUGUUCAGACUUCAGCACUAUGAGAAUAUAUAAAGUUUAAUAUAUGACAAGGGGAUAUUGUUGCUUGGAGCUGUGUUCAGACUUCAGUACUUUGAGGAUAUAUAAGGUUCAUCAUAUUACACAGGGAUAUUUUGGUGUGCCGUAUUUAGACUGAAGUGUUGUGUUAUUAUAUAUUAAGACAAGUUACAAGAGAAGUUUGUUAUAUCUAUUUUCUGUCAUAAGUGUUCAGACUUGAGAAACAUGAAUAUACGAUGCUACAAAUUACAAAUCUUUAUUUUAUUGAAAUAAAAUAUAUGAAUUUAA
Mercenaria mercenaria is the source of this 5169-nucleotide messenger RNA. RefSeq names its product unhealthy ribosome biogenesis protein 2 homolog. The record is from RefSeq and is a predicted model, not a curated record. The transcript is spliced from 31 exons. Bases 13 to 4758 code for a protein of 1581 amino acids. Gene Ontology annotation, cellular component: nucleolus. Lineage: Eukaryota; Metazoa; Mollusca; Bivalvia; Venerida; Veneridae. Gene Ontology annotation, biological process: ribosome biogenesis.